Molecule: messenger RNA, 3459 nt
Organism: Sparassis crispa
Lineage: Eukaryota; Fungi; Basidiomycota; Agaricomycetes; Polyporales; Sparassidaceae
Product: U2 snRNP component prp10
Exons: 6
Coding region: 1-3459 (1152 amino acids)
Biological process (GO): spliceosomal complex assembly
Cellular component (GO): U2 snRNP; U12-type spliceosomal complex; U2-type prespliceosome
Molecular function (GO): mRNA binding
Source: RefSeq, a predicted model, not a curated record
AUGACUUCUCCAGGCUCUCCGAGACUUGUUGACUCUUUCACCGCUCCAAAGGAGGUCCUUCAGGAGUUUGCUGAUCUUGCUGAGGAGGAAAACGUUGAUCCUUUCGCCGAGACAGCGUCCAAGCGUCAAAUCGCAUCACGACAAUCCGACUACCAUAAUCGCAAGUUCAACCGCCAGGCCAAUGAAAGCGGCGAUGCAUUCAAGGCCGCUGAGGAGGGGAAGGAUGUGGAGGGUGGUUACAAGGAUGCAAUGAAGGUGCAGUUACUCGAAAAAGAAGAACAAAGGGUGAGGCGGGCUAUAGAGGAGAAAGAGAAGCAGGCGCGAGAAGAGGGGAAGGCGAAGAUGGACCUGGACAAAACCCCGCCUAGGGCUGAGCUACAGGCAGCUGCUCAGGAGCUCGCAGCUAUGUCGGGAACAAAACGCAAGCGGCGAUGGGAUGUGAGUGACACGGCUGAGGAUGGUGGAGAGAACAAGGAGAACAAGGGUGGUGAGUGGUCCAAGGAGGCUCUUGAAGGCGCUGCACCUAAGAAGCGGCGUUCUCGUUGGGAUGCCACUCCCGCCGAUGUUAGUGCCCCUGGGGAAACACCCAAGCGGUCAAGAUGGGACCAGACACCAGUCGCUGCGAAUGGCGGCAUUGACGUCCCCAUGACGCCAAUCAUCAUGAACGCGCCCGGAUUCAUGCAGGAGGACAAGCACAAUCGGUACCUUACGGACGAAGAACUCGAAGCAAUCCUUCCAUCCAGCGGCUAUGCCAUCGUAACUCCGCCUCCAGGGUACGCCCCUCUUGUCCGCCCUCCGAAGUUGACUGCGACACCCGUCACCGAGGUUGGUGGAUUCCAAAUCCAAGAGAGUUCUGAUGCCGCCGCCGCCGCCGCUGCUGCCGGUCUCGCCCCCGAACUUCCUACAGAGAUCCCUGGCGUCGGUAGUCUGGCAUUCUUCAAGGCUGAAGAUGCGCAGUACUUCGCCAAAAUCCUCAAAGAAGAGGAUGAGACGGAGCUGUCCGUUGAGGAGAUGAAGGAACGCAAGAUUAUGCGUCUCCUCCUCAAAAUCAAGAACGGUACACCUCCCGUUCGGAAAACGGCGUUGAGACAGAUCACCGACAAAGCUCGAGAAUUCGGAGCUGGACCUCUCUUCGACAAGAUUCUUCCUCUACUCAUGGAGCGUACCCUCGAAGACCAAGAGCGUCACCUUCUUGUCAAAGUUAUUGACCGUGUACUCUACAAACUCGACGAUCUUGUUCGUCCUUACGUUCACAAGAUUCUCGUCGUCAUCGAGCCCUUGCUCAUUGAUGAGGAUUACUAUGCUCGUGUCGAAGGUCGAGAAAUCAUUUCUAAUCUCUCCAAGGCGGCUGGUCUCGCCCACAUGAUCUCCACCAUGCGACCCGAUAUCGACCAUGCCGACGAGUACGUGCGUAACACCACUGCUCGAGCAUUCUCUGUUGUCGCUUCUGCGCUCGGCAUCCCGUCUCUACUCCCUUUCCUCAAAGCUGUUUGCAGGAGUAAGAAGUCAUGGCAAGCUCGUCAUACAGGUAUCCGUAUUGUUCAGCAGAUUGCCAUCAUGAUGGGUUGCGCUGUCCUUCCUCACCUUCGCAAUCUUGUCGAGUGUAUCGCGCACGGACUCCAGGACGAACAGCAGAAGGUUAGGACGAUGACUGCGUUGGGCCUGGCAGCCUUGGCUGAAGCGUCCGCACCCUACGGUAUUGAAUCGUUCGAUAAUGUCCUCAAACCGCUGUGGGUCGGCAUCCGUCUUCAUCGUGGCAAGAGUUUGGCCGCCUUCUUGAAGGCCAUCGGUUUCAUCUUGCCGUUGAUGGAUCCCGAAUAUGUGGCUUACUACAUCAAGGAAGUCACCAUCAUCCUCAUCCGUGAAUUUCAGACGUCGGAUGAAGAGAUGAAGAAGAUUGUGUUGAAAGUUGUCCAGCAGUGCGCUGCCACAGAGGGUGUCACAUCCCAGUACAUCAAACAGGAUAUUCUACCAGACUUCUUCAAGGCGUUCUGGGUCCGUCGUAUGGCGCUUGAUAGGCGGAACUACCGGCAGGUGGUGGAGACCACGGUCGAGUUGGCUCAGAAGGCAGGAGUUGCAGAGAUCGUUGGUAGGAUUGUCAACGAGCUGAAGGAUGAAGCAGAGCCAUAUCGUAAGAUGGUCAUGGAGACUAUCACAAAGGUGGUUGCUUCUCUAGGUGCCUCAGACAUCGAUGAGCGGCUGGAGGUCCGGCUUGUCGAUGGUAUCAUCUACUCCUUCCAGGAGCAAACUACCGAGGAUCAGGUAAUGCUCGACGGCUUUGGUACCGUGGUUAACGCACUUGGUAUUCGAGUGAAGCCAUACUUGACCCAAAUUGUAUCAACCAUCUUGUGGCGCCUGAACAACAAGAGUGCCAAAGUUCGUCAGCAAGCAGCUGACCUGACGACCCGCUUGGCAGUCGUGAUCAAGCAGUGUGGGGAAGAUCAGUUGUUGAACAAGCUUGGACUGGUACUAUUCGAGCAGCUGGGUGAAGAGUAUCCGGAUACGUUGGGUAGUAUCAUCGCCGCCGAGGGAGCAAUUGCCAACGUGGUCGGCAUGACCCAGAUGAAUCCCCCUGUGAAAGAUCUGCUGCCGCGUAUGACACCCAUUCUUCGGAAUCGGCAUGAGAAAGUACAAGAAGCCACGAUUAACUUGAUCGGUCGCAUAGCCGAUCGUGGUGCAGAAUAUGUCCCUGCUCGAGAAUGGAUGCGUAUUUGCUUCGAGUUGCUAGACUUACUGAAGGCGCACAAGAAGGGCAUUCGUCGUGCUGCGGUGAAUUCCUUCGGUUACAUUGCUAAGAGUCUGGGUCCUCAGGACGUGCUUCAAGUUCUGCUUACGAAUCUUCGCGUUCAAGAGCGUCAAAGUCGCGUGUGCAGUACCGUCGCCAUUGCUAUCGUCGCAGAGACUUGCGGUCCCUUUACUUGCAUUCCUGCCAUCUUGAACGAGUAUCGCACUGCCGAGCUGAAUGUCAGGACGGGUUGCCUGAAAGCAUUGUCAUUCGUCUUCGAGUACGUCGGACCACAAUCUGCGUAUUACGCGGAUUCUGUUGUGACAAUGCUCGAAGAUGCCCUGACCGACCGUGACCUCGUGCAUCGUCAAACCGCAAGUACGAUCGUAAAGCAUCUUGCCCUUGGAGUUGCAGGUUUGGGUUGCGAAGACUCAAUGCUGCAUUUGAUGAACCUCGUGUGGCCGAACUGUUUCGAGACAUCACCUCACGUCAUCGGCGCUGUCAUGGAAGCGAUUGAAGCCAUGCGAGUGACAUUGGGUCCUGGAGUCUUACUCAGUUAUAUCCUGCAGGGUCUCUUCCACCCUGCCAGGAAAGUAAGAGAGGUGUACUGGCGCAUCUACAACUCUCUCUACCUUGGUGCCGCUGAUGCUCUUGUACCAUUCUAUCCCGAUCUGGGAGAGCUGAGCGAAGGUCAAAAUGUGUACGACCGCCAUCCCUUGCAGAUGUUUAUCUAG